GAUUAUUUUGGUGAACUGCCUGUGUAUACUUUAUAUACUGCAAUAGGUACAUAUUUUAAAAAAUCUGUUGCCUAGUAACGAAACAUUUUAAGUAAACUUAACUGAAUCGGACUCCAAAAUUAGUACCUAUAUUUUAUUGAAACUCAUGGCAGAAGAACUACAAAAAGUUCAUUUGUAUUAUGAUGAAAUUAACAAAGUCAAAGUAAUAGAAAAUAAUGUAUAUAAAGAAACACAAGAUUUACAAGAAAACUGUAAAGAUUACGAAAAUAAAGUUCGUGAUUUUGGCAAUAUUAUUGGGUCAUUGUUGGAUAUGUUGAAUAAGUUGGGAGAAAAUGUUGAAAAACAAAAAAUGGCUGCCAUUGGCGCCACUAAUCUUUUAAAGUCAAUAGAAAAAGACCGAGAAAGUGAACAAACAAGAUUACAAGCUGAAAUAAGUGAUAAAUCGUUAAUUCUAGAGCAAUUGGAUAGUGAAUAUGACGCUCUUCAAAUUUUGGAUGCCACUCAGUCAGAGACGGUCGAAUACUUAACGCAACUGCGCUAAUUUUAAUAAGUUCUAACAUUAUUUUCAAAUAAACAAAUACGAAUAU
This is a messenger RNA of Danaus plexippus (monarch butterfly), 587 nucleotides long. Its product is annotated as intraflagellar transport protein 20 homolog. The record is from RefSeq and is a predicted model, not a curated record. Bases 146 to 541 code for a protein of 131 amino acids. Gene Ontology annotation, biological process: intraciliary transport; centrosome localization; protein localization to cilium. Gene Ontology annotation, cellular component: cilium; centrosome; intraciliary transport particle B. The transcript has 3 exons. Lineage: Eukaryota; Metazoa; Arthropoda; Insecta; Lepidoptera; Nymphalidae.